ACCACGUGACGCAGUCACCUUAUCUCCCACGUUAGCAAUGACAGAUCGUUGAACAUUCAAACGGAAACACAGAAACAUUGCUCAGCAACUGUCGACUGCAGCAAAAGUAUGAAGUCGUCUUGCACUUUCUUGGAUUGGUAGAAGUUUGACAUCGGCAUAACGAUCUUAGAAAGGUCGACACAUGUCUCGAAAAUCCCAUUGAAGGAGUGAAAAUAAAAUGCACUACCUACCCGUUGUCUGGCGACUGGCCACGUCAGCGUUGCUGCUACUGCUGCAUACUGGUCAUCACGUGACCAGAGCGCAAAACAACUUUGGGAAUAUGACAGAGGUGAACCGCACCUUGGUGCUGGAACGCACUGUGACAGUGAAUCCCACCAGUGUGAAGUAUGGCGAGACGGUCACCAUCAAGUGCAACCUCAAAGUGAUGGUGGGCUUGAGUAACUCGGUGUACCACCUAUGGCUGUACCAGAAAAGUCUGCCAGUCCGCAUGGCCGCGUUCCACCCACAGUCCACGAACGAGGAGGGCUACCCGCGCGAGCUUGUCGCACACCCGAAUGGAAUUCGCUGCUACGAGAGCAACCCGAAGAACUGCUCAGGUCGAGACAUCAAAGCUGUGGGGAACAGAGUCAACAAUCAAGACGGAACAUACAGUGUAAGUUUAACGGUGACUUUCCGCGAAGUGGUUUGCUGCGACAACGACGAAUUUUACUGCUGGUUCUUCAUCUUCUCAAACGACCUGCCUCCUGCCGGUUUCAACUCCAGCAACACUGUGAAGCUCUCCAUCGACUGCCACCCCAAGAUCCUCGAGCAGCGCUGCUACCUGCCCGUGACGGCUCAGACCACAGCCAAACCGAAUACCUCCCUAAAGAAAUCAUAAGACAUGAGAUAUGUCCUGUCGGAGUGUACUGCUUACAUCACCUAAAAUAACUAAAAACACACCUACAAACACACACAACCUAAAAUGAGGGAGGGUCUUUUGUUCAGCCAGCAUCCAAUGAUAACUAUGACAGCAUCCAAUCAGCAUUUAACAGUCUAGCGCCGUGCACAGACCGACCUGUGAAAAUUGAGUGUGUAUGUAUGUGUGUGUGUGUGUGGAGGUGGGGGUGGAGGUGUGGAGGAUGUCGAACGUACGUGCUUUAAUCAGCUUUAAUCAUUUUUCACUGUGAGCGUCCCUUACGAGCUUCAGUGACAUGGAGAAAGAGUGAUUUGAAUCACAGAAGUUUCGAGUCGGACCAAGCCGCUUUCACGAUUGCCUGCUGUCGCCGAAGAAAUAAUUUUAGGUGGUGGGUAGUAGAAACACAGAGAAGCGAUGAAAGGGAAACAUGAUGUAGUCUGUUUUAUACGGGAAAAAGUCCCGCACGGUCUGCCCGUGUCUGGCUCCUCCAUCUUUGAUUGGCAGAGAGAACUUUCGUCGACCGCUAGUAUCAACUUCAUUCUUCUAGUGAGGGGGACUGGACAGGAAGGAUGGAGCGGUCUGAGAGAAUGAAGUCGGUGUCACUUCUGUGAACCGUAGCUGUACGCAUGAACAACAUAUUAUUAAUCAGCACAACCAUAAUUCCAAUUUAAUAGCUGUGAUGGUCUUUUUUUAAAAAAAAAAA
Messenger RNA from Pomacea canaliculata, 1598 nucleotides. RefSeq lists its product as uncharacterized. The record is from RefSeq and is a predicted model, not a curated record. Bases 218 to 877 code for a protein of 219 amino acids. The transcript is spliced from 4 exons. NCBI's taxonomy places the organism in Eukaryota, Metazoa, Mollusca, Gastropoda, Architaenioglossa, Ampullariidae.